Messenger RNA from Hyalella azteca, 2363 nucleotides. RefSeq names its product protein FAM151B. The record is from RefSeq and is a predicted model, not a curated record. The transcript has 7 exons. Lineage: Eukaryota; Metazoa; Arthropoda; Malacostraca; Amphipoda; Hyalellidae. Bases 366 to 1379 code for a protein of 337 amino acids.
AACUGGGUGUCCAUUGUGUGUGAAGGAUGUGAUAAUACACGCUCCCGUUCCCAGUCCCAGCUACCUACUCAAAGUAUUUUCAUUUCUUGGCAAAAUUCUUUUCCGUCUAUAAUUUGCUAUUAAAAAAUUAAGUAGAUCGCUAAAAGUUUCAACUACAAAUUAAUUGCUAACAUCUAAAGUAAUCCCAUUAGCAUACAAUUAAAAUAAUUGCAAGUCGAAAUAACUUUUUUAUCAAUUAUUUAAUAUAGUUUUAUAGACAUUUUUUGAACGGAAGAGUUUGCUAUAAAUUUGAAGUAAAUCAUUUGAUUCGGUGCAUUUAUUUUCUUUGAAUUUAGAAAAUAACUUCUUUGCUGAGUUUGCUCAAGAUGCGGGUUCAGUUAAAUACGGUCUUCUUUACAGGAUUCCUGAAUUUUAUAGCUUCUGCAAUGGGAUCGUCCAUCCCAGACGUUGACCAAUAUUGGCCAGAGGUGGCAAAUGAUCUCAGCAAGGUGACAUGGUCACAUGCAACCAACAGCAAGGCACUUCUUCAAGAGGCUCUUACAAAUGACACAAUAAUGAUGAUUGAAGCUGACAUAAGUAUGGGACACCUCCAAGGCAAUCUGUCAACUGAUCCACUGCCCAUAAUGGCCCAUCCUCCACACAAAACAUCUGAUCUCUCUUUUGAGAUGUUCUUAGAUACUGUUUUAGUAGCUACAGCACAGAAUGAGACAAAGAAGGGGAUCAAAUUGGACUUCAAGGACGUUAAUGCUGUCAGAAAAUGUCUGGAUUCGCUUAACAUUCAGAGAGAUCAAAUAAAUUUCCCAGUUUGGCUGAAUGCAGACAUAAUUUCUGGCCCAGUGGAUGCAGUUAAUACUCCUGUGGAUCCUGACACAUUCUUGCCAUUGUGUGUAGAAUUUUUUCCGGAGGGUACGUUGUCGGUUGGUUGGACCACGCGCUUCACUGAAGCAAACGACAGCAGGGCCCACUACACCACGGACCAGGUGAAGCAGAUGACGGACGCUAUAGAGCGCAACCACGUCACCCAACCUAUCACCUUCCCCGUCCGCGCUGCCUUUGUUGAACUCUCCCUGGACAUCUUAUCGUGGCUGCUGGAUGCCGUGCCCGACAGCACUCUAACGGUGUGGAGUUCAGAGUCCGACGAGUACAACAUAGAGGCGCUAGUGUGGCUGCAGGACAGCGUUGGCGCUGAUGCCGUCUACUACGACCUGCCUCCUGACCAACGCGCCGAGUUCGAUAAACUGAGACCAGCGCAGACCCUAGGGUCAGCGUCGUCCGCAGACCCUUGCGUCAAGAUAUGGCCCAGAGGAACAGUUUUAUGGGCUAGUCUUACUGCCGCCCUUGGAGCUGUUGCUGCUGCAUAUUUCUAUGGUUUUGACUGACCCUGCGAACUGAGUAACAAGAUGCAUGACUGUAAUAACUGGUAACGCGUGCCUUCGUUAUGUCCUCUAUAAGGACUCUAUUCGCUGACUCGAUGCAACCGUUUUGCAUGCUUUGGCUGCCUGUUCUCUACUAACAAGUUUAGGUCACCUAAUUUUUACAGAAUGUAAUAGUAAUUAAAGCUGUCCAGCGUGCUGUGUGGUUCAUGAGUGGGAUAUAUACCCGAAGUUUGUAAUAUUUUCAAGAGCAUCUUUAGAGUUACAUGCCGAUGUCAUUUUGAAUUAAACUUUUUUGUGUGAUUUAAAGUGAAUUUGAGGAGUGCGUGUUCAAACAGGAAAACAGCGUAGUUUUAUUUUCCACUGUUGUACCGAAUUUACAGCGAUUUUGAGAACUACCGUGAAUCAAUUUUUUAUCGAUAACUGGUUAUUCGUUUUUUCAUCUUCCAUGAGCUUGGACACUAUCAUUUUGCUCGACACAACUCCUAUGCAGGUCGUCGUAGGAGGCAAGGUUCCUGAGAGUGCCCCGUAACAGAAUUCGUAUAGUCUGUACGCGAGGCUCAGAUUUUUUUUCGAGUAAUUCUUUUCUGUUUCUCUUGCAUGCGAUCGACGUAUCGUGCAAGUGACCUAAUUCGUGUGUAUGUAAACCUGUGAAAUUUUUUUUCCCAAAUUCCAAUUAAUUUUGUUUUGGUUGUUCAUCAAUUUUUUGGCCUCAUACAUACCUGCAGCUCUGGACUUUGGUAUAAUUUGUGUAAUUACAUUCAUUGCGACGCUUGAUUUUAUUACAAGUAAAUCGCAUCUGAGAAGAGAAAUAGCUCAUAGUAUUUCGACGAAUUGACAAUAACUUGGCAUGUCAUCAUAUUUCUCAAAUUUAUGUCAGUUAGUUUUCAAUCUAUGCGCCUAUAUCCGAGUUUGCAGAAUGAUUCACAUUUGUAUUGUUUUCAGUCAUAUACCGCUCUUUAUGUAAUAAAUAAUAUGAAGUCAUCGAAA